Messenger RNA from Esox lucius (northern pike), 2499 nucleotides. RefSeq names its product gdnf family receptor alpha 1b (gene gfra1b). The transcript has 11 exons. Gene Ontology annotation, molecular function: signaling receptor activity. Gene Ontology annotation, cellular component: external side of plasma membrane; signaling receptor complex. Gene Ontology annotation, biological process: nervous system development. The record is from RefSeq and is a predicted model, not a curated record. Bases 111 to 1523 code for a protein of 470 amino acids. Lineage: Eukaryota; Metazoa; Chordata; Actinopteri; Esociformes; Esocidae.
GUAAUUUGUAAUUUUUUGAUUUCUGUUGUUCUUUUAGCCAAGGUGGGCUGAAUGGUAACAAAUAAGAUCCAUGAUGAAGGACAGAUGAGAAAAGCAGGGCAGUGGAGCACAUGGAACAGUGCUGGCCAGAAGCAGCUAGUAAAGAAGAUGAUUCAGAUUCAGUAUGCUCUUCAAAGGGUAUUACGCUAGACUGCGUAAAGGCAAGCGAGCAGUGUUUGAAAGAGUAUUCCUGCAGCACCAAGUACCGGACCAUGAGACAAUGUGUUGCGGGUAACCCGGGGAGGGAAAGUAACUUCAGCGCGGUCACAGGCAGUGAAGCGCAGGGCGAGUGCCGGAACGCAGUAGAAGCCAUGAAGCAAAGUCCACUGUACAACUGCAGGUGUAGAAGGGGAAUGAAAAAGGAGAAGAAUUGUCUGCGCAUCUUCUGGGGAAUAUUCCAGAGUUUACAGGGCAAUGAUUUACUGGAAGACUCCCCCUAUGAGCCAGUCAACAGCCAUCUAUCAGACAUAUUCCACUUGGCUCCUAUCAUAUCUGAUGAGCCUGCGUCAACAAAGGAGAACAACUGCCUGAAUGCGGCUAAAGCCUGCAACCUGAACGACACGUGUAAGAAAUACAGGUCGGCUUACAUCAGCCCUUGCACCAGCCGGGUGUCCACUUCAGAGGUGUGCAACAAACGGAAGUGCCACAAGGCCCUUCGACAGUUCUUUGACAAGGUACCGACGAAGCACAGCUAUGGCAUGCUGUUCUGUUCCUGUACAGCCGGCGACCAGUCGGCAUGCACAGAGCGCCGACGGCAAACCAUUGUGCCCGUAUGCUCAUAUGAGGACAGGGACAGGCCCAACUGUUUGUCUCUUCAAUCAACAUGCAAGACUAACUAUAUCUGCAGAUCGCGGCUUGCAGACUUCUUCACCAAUUGCCAACCAGAGACUCGUUCCAUCUCAGGCUGUCUGAGGGAAAACUAUGCUGACUGUCUGUUGGCCUAUUCCGGUCUCAUUGGUACUGUGAUGACCCCUAACUACCAAAGGUCCCCCAGUUUCAGUGUAUCCCCAUGGUGUGACUGUAGCAGCAGUGGUAAUGGCAAGCCGGAUUGUGACAAAUUUUCGGAGUUCUUCUCUGAAAACCGCUGCCUUAGAAAUGCCAUCCAUGCCUUUGGAAAUGGAACUGAUGUAGGCAUGUGGCAACCACAGGCUCCAAUCCGGCCAACAGUCCCCAACCCCAGCACUUCUCAGAGAGGCAGGGAUAAGACCAGCAACUCCUUGGACAGCUCCACACACUCCAAACACUUGGACACAGUGGCAGAUCCCCUCUACCACUUCUGUGGGAGCCUUCAGGCACAAAAACUGAAUUCGAACAUAACAGUGGACACAGCUCUUUGUGUGAACCCACAGCUGGAUGACCCUAGCAAAUCAAACUCCUUUGCAAGAAGUUGGACAGCAGAGCCUGCACUUCUGCACCCCAUGGCCCUACUACUCAUCUUGACCGUGGCACUGUCCCCGCUUUUAACCUCCCUGGAAACAGACUAGGCAUCAUAGGACCUGUAGCCACCAACCGUGAAUGGUUGCUGCUCUACUGCCCCCACUUAGCCCAAUUCACAAUGUUCUCGCUCAUCCUUUUUGUGUCUUCAACGCCAAUUGGUGAUUUAAAUGUGCCCGUAUUGUUCCAGUUCAUUUGUUUUUUCUUCUUCACUCCUGUAAAAGCAAAAGGAGCUUUGAGACUGACACGCUGGUCACUGUAAAGCAACAGAAACUGUAUUAAAGAAGAUAAGACCUAAACCGCGGAGAGUUGUUUGAUGGACAAUGGGUCUUACUGUAUAAAAUAAUUUAACUUACGUUGUUUCUGUUUAUUUGGGAAAAAAGCUUUUUAUACCAUGUUUUAGGUGCUCCUUUUACCUCCAUGAAUAGAAAUUGUCCUUUCUAUUUGUAUAUUUUUAAAUUCAUCAAGGCUUUAUCUGAACAUUUGUUGGAGCCAGGUCAUUGCUAGCCACAUGGAGGUCAGACAUUCUGUAUUAUUGAUAUUAUACUAUUGUUUCAGUUGUUUCAGUACAAAAGCACAACUGAAUCAAAAACAGUUUCUAGAGGAAAUAGCAGAAUGCUUUAAAUACAUCCCUCAAAGCUACCCACUACACCCAGAGUAGUUGCCAGCUUGCCAGUCUGCUAAAAAACAAACACACAAAACCAUCCUUUGCACAAGCGUUUCUACUGAAGGAUCUACUGUAGCUAGCUAUUGUAAUCAAAUCAGCAAUUAAUGCUAAGGAGUAAUUUUCACACAUCUCUGUGUGCUACAAGUAUACUCAUUAUUGUUUUGGUAUUUCUAUCACUUUACCUUGUGAAUGGUAUAAACAUCUUGUUUACACUGUAUAACAUAUUGCCUCCAUCUUAAAUAAUGUGUGUUGUGUUUUGUUAGUGUAAAUCAGUUAUAAAUAAAUUGGAUGUUCCUGGACAUCCUAUCCAAUGUAACCAUGAAAUCUAAAAUGUAAUGAGCAGUCAGUGAUUAGUGGCU